Penicillium antarcticum is the source of this 888-nucleotide messenger RNA. Its product is annotated as PhzF family phenazine biosynthesis protein. The record is from RefSeq and is a predicted model, not a curated record. NCBI's taxonomy places the organism in Eukaryota, Fungi, Ascomycota, Eurotiomycetes, Eurotiales, Aspergillaceae. Gene Ontology annotation, molecular function: isomerase activity. Gene Ontology annotation, cellular component: cytoplasm. Gene Ontology annotation, biological process: biosynthetic process. The transcript has a single exon. The coding region runs from base 1 to 888 and encodes 295 amino acids.
AUGGCCGUAAAACCACACUCACUACGAGUCUUCUCCGCAGGUCCAAAUGGCGGCAAUCCCCUUCGAGUCAUACUAGAUGCGCAAAACAUGUCGAACAAGGACAUGCAAGCACUAGCCAAAAGCCAAGGCUACGAGUGCUGCUUUAUAUUUCCAGCACCAAUGGACUCUAGAUACGACUAUGCGUUCCGCUAUUAUGCUCCGGACCAGGAAAUGGAGAUGUGUGGCCACGCAACUGUAGGAGCAGUUUGGCUACUGUCGAAGCUUGGCAUGUUGUUGAAGGACAAUCUACGGAUCUCGACUAAGAGUGGUAUUGUCGAAGCUACAGUCUCGCGGGUGUCUGGAGAGGAAGACGAAGGGAUAUGGGUUGAAGUAUCCCAACCAUCAGUGAAGAUGCUAGAAAAGGUUGAACGACAAGACCAUAUCGAUGAGAUAUUAUCCGUCUUGGGAAUCUCGAGUGAUGACCUCGUUCCGGGGUUGUCGAUUCAAAAUGCAGCAACAAGUAGAGUGAAGACGCUCGUUCCGAUCAAGUCUGUUGCAGCUUUGAACGGCCUUGCACCACAAUUCGACCGUGUUCAAUCCCUAUGUGAUACUCUUGGUAGCACUGGUCUAUAUCCAUACGCUGUAUCGGGCUUGGAGGACCAAAUAUUCGAGGCGAGGCAGUUCCCUAGGGGGGCUGGGUAUCAAGAGGAUGCGGCGACGGGGAUUGCGGCGUCGGCUUUGGCAUUUGGGCUAUUGGAAAAUGGGCUCGUGGUUGAUUUUGAGGAGACUGUCGAAGUGAAGCAGGGUUUUGCUAUGGAAUGCCCCUCUGAGAUUAGUGUUCGGUUCAGAGAGACUGGUGGUGAUAUUGUUGGAUGUUGGAUCGGGGGUUCUGCUGUCUCAGAUGUAUGA